AUGACUCAUAUCGUUUCUGAUGUUCGAAGGGUUCCAGUUGGUCCUAUAGAGCUGGAAGAUGCCAUCUGUCCCACAAAUUUAUACACGUGUGAGAAACCUUAUACUGCCACCAUACUUUCUAUUAGGAAGAUUUAUUCAUGUCUUCAAUGUGAUGAUACGAUUUACGAAAUCGUAUUUGCUCAUUGUGGCAAGCUGUCUUACUGGGAGGGACAAGCCUUCGGUGUUAUGCGCCCCAAUCCCGAUGAUCCCUCUGUACCAGGGUGUGUCAAAGAGCUUAGGAAUAUCUUUGUUGCUUCCUCUAGGUAUGGAGAUGACUUUAAUGGCAAAACAGCUACCAUAGUCGUGCCUCUUGACAUAAUUGACAAGACCUUGAAGUAUUUAUGCCUGGAAGCAAGUCCUGGAGACCAUCUUCAACUUGUUGGUCCCACCUUCGAGGCCACACUUUUGGGAGAUUAUAGUCCUACUGCCACUCACAUAUUUGUGGCUAAAUCUGGGGCUGCCAUUGCUCCCUUCAGAGCCCAUCUUCGUCGUUUUUUUAAAGAAGAUAUUUCUUCGUUCAAAUUUUCUGGCAAUGUGUUGCUGUUCUAUGGGGCCAAGAACGAUCCCAAUUGUCGACAAUAUUACGACGAAUUCAAGCAAUACAAGGAGGAUUACCCACGCAAUUUCGCCUACAAAUACUUCAACGACCUUUUGGAUGGAAAAGCUGAUUUUACAUAUGUGUUUCAAAAGGUUGUCCAUGAUGGAGCUUAUAUAUAUCUGGUUGGGCCUCAGGGCAUGGUGGAUGAGGUUGAUUCCGUCUUCAGAGGUUUUGUCGAUUCUCCAGAAGAUCAGGAUAAGUGGACCGGAAUAAAAGAUGAACUAGUAAGGAAGAACCAGUGGCGCGCACAUGUAUAUUAUUAUUGA
Humulus lupulus (European hop) is the source of this 903-nucleotide messenger RNA. RefSeq names its product ferredoxin--NADP reductase, embryo isozyme, chloroplastic-like. Gene Ontology annotation, molecular function: oxidoreductase activity. The record is from RefSeq and is a predicted model, not a curated record. The transcript is spliced from 2 exons. Lineage: Eukaryota; Viridiplantae; Streptophyta; Magnoliopsida; Rosales; Cannabaceae. The coding region runs from base 1 to 903 and encodes 300 amino acids.